AUGACAUUUCUUCAAAAUGUCAUCUUGAAAUUGAAAAGUAUCCUUGCCUCACUCUGGCAGUAUAAAGGAAUUAGAACUUUUUCUUGUUGGGUCGGGCAACUUGGAAUAUGUUUCUUGCCGUUCAAUCGUACAACCUCGACGUGUGUGACCGAUAUGGAGCCUAUGGGAAUUCCAAGCUUCUUGCGAAACUAUACCAAUGAGUAUAGAAUCCAGCAAAGAACCAUAGGUCCACAAAUAGCACAACAAAAACAAAAGAACGAGGCGGAUUCGUUUCCACAGAAUCCAAGGCCUGUUUUCACUGGGCCUGUCAGUCUUGUUGUUCUGACUCUUGUUUUGUGUUGGUUGUGCGAAAGCCAACCAGACGACGGCCCAGUGAAAACAGGCCAGGGUUGUGCGAAAGCUGACCGACUGACUGACAGGCCCAGUGAAAACAGGCCAGGGUUGUGCGAAGCCAACCAGACUCGACGGCCCAGUGAAAACAGGCCAGGUGACAAAAAAAUAUGCGAGUGUGGAUUUGUGGCGCGAAGGCCUAGGCAUCUGCUUAGGCACAAGAAAUACAAUUGUCCAAGAAAGAAGGCCAACAACGCAAACAAACCAGCACAGAACGAAAGUGCGGGGCUAAGCGCGGAAGAACAGAGGGUUGUCUCCAACCUCAACAACGACGUUGUGGAGGAACUCAUUACUCUCGAGUUGGACGAGACAGAUGUGCAGGCGCUAAUCCAAGAACUUGGAGAUAUUCCUAACUUUGAAUUUUUAUAA
Helobdella robusta is the source of this 759-nucleotide messenger RNA. RefSeq lists its product as hypothetical. The record is from RefSeq and is a predicted model, not a curated record. NCBI's taxonomy places the organism in Eukaryota, Metazoa, Annelida, Clitellata, Rhynchobdellida, Glossiphoniidae. The coding region runs from base 1 to 759 and encodes 252 amino acids. The transcript has 5 exons.